Messenger RNA from Camellia sinensis, 1122 nucleotides. The record is from RefSeq and is a predicted model, not a curated record. NCBI's taxonomy places the organism in Eukaryota, Viridiplantae, Streptophyta, Magnoliopsida, Ericales, Theaceae.
AUGGCCAAGGCUGCGAAGUUGAUAGAGGCGCAGAGGGACCGACCGCCUGAACCGAUCUCGCGGGAGAGGAUCCGACCGCGCCCCAGGCCGUUGGGGGAAAAAGACUUAAGCAGCUUUGAGCCGCGGCCGCCGCUUGUAGACCCUGUAAAAGAAAAGGCCAGAGAGGCGGUGGCGGCUAUGAAGAAAAAGAAGGAGAAGAAGAAGAGGGGAGCCCUAGAGGAGGCUGCAGAGGAGUCUGGGGCCAAGAGGGUGAAGGUGGCCCCAACGGAUGCGGAGGUCCCUGCGGCAAAGGACGCCCCAGAGGUGGUGGAGAUCAUCCCAACAGUGGAGGUUGUGGAGAUGGCUCCACCAGUACAAGUGGAGGCUGGGCUGGGUGAGGCGGCGCCGAGCGGGAGGGAACAGGUCCAGAGGAGGCCUGACCCCCAGGAAGGAGGGGUUCGUGUGGCUAUGGCGAUUUAUCAUGUGCGCGCGGUAGCUGGAAAGUUGGAGGGAGAAGAAGGUCCAGCCAGGGUGGGAGCCGACCGCCUGGUGAAGAUUGUGGAUGAGGGAGCUCUGCGCGCGGCAUCUGGAAAUGAAGAGUUGGUCAGGCAAAAGGAUGAAGCGGACUCCAGAAUUGGAGACCUGUUGAAGGAGCUGGGGGAGGAGCGCGCUAGAGCAGAGGAGGACAAGGGGAGGCUUCGGAGGGAAUGGAAGAUGGAGAAAGCGAAGGUGGCGGCGGAGCUGGAGAGUCUGAGGAAGAGGAUGGAAGAGGAGAGGGCGACGGCGGCUGCUGAAAGGGGGGCCCUGCAAAGGGAGCUGGACGAGGAGAGGGCGAAGGCGGCGUCUGAAAAGGCGGCCUACCCUGAUCUAUGCGUCGCGGCAGUGGAGCAAUAUAAAGGGUCCCUCGAAUUCCAGAUGGUGGUGGAUGCUGCCGUCGCCAGGAGUCUGGCUGGUCAAGAGCCUGGGGGGGUGGGCCCAUCAAGGAAGAUUGCUGGGGGUAGGACGGAAUCAGAGCGUAAAGCUGAGGAGCUGUUCCCAAACUUGGACCUGAGUAGUGUGACAAUAGGCGAGGAUGAUGUGGCCCAGACCCCCCUGGACGAAGGCGUUGAAGAAGAGGAUCUAGCAUCCAGCGAGGAAGAGUAG